Molecule: messenger RNA, 1765 nt
Organism: Elgaria multicarinata webbii
Lineage: Eukaryota; Metazoa; Chordata; Lepidosauria; Squamata; Anguidae
Product: zona pellucida sperm-binding protein 3-like
Exons: 12
Coding region: 1-1731 (576 amino acids)
Source: RefSeq, a predicted model, not a curated record
AUGGGGCAGAGAAGGGCGAUUCGCUUCUUGCUCCUUCUGGCACUGCUGCUGCCGCCUCCGGGCUGCUUGGCUGAGCUCUGGUCUCCCGCUGGGAGGCGGCCCAAGGCCCCCAGGGCCCUGCCCCGGGCUCCCCUGCCCCUGGCGCAGUCUCCAAGGGCUGUGCCUCUGACAUCCCACGCAGUGAAGGUGGACUGCGAGCCGCACCGCGUGGUCGUGACGGUCCACCGGGAUCUCUUUGGAGUGGGCAGGCUGGUGGCCCCUUUGGACCUGGCACUGGGGCGGACCCCUUGCUGGCCCGUGUCCUUCGACGCCACGGCUAACGUGGUGGUCUUUGCGGCCGGGCUCCAUGAGUGUGGCAGUGCGCUGCAGAUGACGCCGGAUUUGCUGAUCUACCAGACAAGUCUUUUCUACACACCGUCUCUUGCUGGCAACCCCAUAAUUCUCAGGACCAACGCUGCCGAGAUACCCAUUGAAUGCCGCUACCCCAGGAAAGAGAAUGUCUCCAGCCAGGCCAUCAAGCCCACCUGGGUGCCGAUGAGUUCGACCGUGUCGGCUGAAGCGCGGCUGGGCUUCUCGUUGCGGCUCAUGAAUGAUGACUGGAGCGCGGAGAGGACGUCCACCCGUUUCCGGUUGGGAGACGUCUUGCGCCUGCAAGCGGAUGUCCACGCAGAAAACCACUGGCCCCUGAGGCUCUUCGUGGACAGCUGUGUGGCCGGCUUGAGCCCGGGAACGACCUCGGUGCCCCAAUAUGCCAUUGUUGACUCGAACGGAUGCCUAGUGGAUGGGAGGCAAGAGGGCGUCUCGUCCACGUUCCUCUCCCCACGGCCACGGCAGGAGGUGCUGCGGUUCACCAUCGAUGCUUUCAGAUUUGCUGGCGAUUCCAGGAACCUGAUCUACAUCAUGUGCGACUUGAAAGUCACACCAGUUGAACGAGCGCCGGAUGCCUUGAACAAAGCGUGUUCGUUCAACGCAGCGAACAACGCUUGGCUUCCGGUGGAAGGUUCCAGAAGCAUCUGCAACUGCUGUGAGACGGGAAGUUGCGGGAGGAUGAUGGGAGAGCAGCCUCAGGACUUCGGAUCCAGACAUCUGCCGGUGGAGAUGAGUUGGCAAAGAAAUCUGCCAGUGGAGACGGCUGCUCAUCAAGCCCACCUGGCGCUAGGUCCCAUCUUCAUCUUUGGCUCCCGAGAUCGCGAUGGACAGUUCCCAGGAGGCCCAGAAGAUGCUGAGGAGAUCGGGAUGGAAGAAUUUAUGCCAGUGAUCGAAUCCCAGGUGGCCGUAGCAGGAACCCCACUUCCCUUCAAGGAGAACGUAGGGUCUGCCAACAUCUCGGAAGACCAAAAGGAUAACCCCGCGCUGCCGUUGGAAGCGUAUCUCAGAGCAGGCCCCGUUUUCAUCGGUGAGGCAGAAGAGGGCUCUGGAUUUGGGGACCAAGCCAAAGCAGCCUUGCCAGAGGAGGACAGCACGGCCUUGGAACUGCAGGCGAAGGUCAUCUCCAGGCCCCUUGAAGAGGCCGUGACCCCCAGCGCCGAGAAACUCCCGGGAGAAGCAGCCAGCGUGGCAGCAGCAAAAGGUCCAGAACGCCGCUCUGGGGUGAUGCUGGCCCUGUUGUUGCUGAUGGCGGGGCUGACGGUCGGCUUCCUAGCUCUGGGAGUCUUUGUGCUGGUCAAAAGGUGCCGCCGCCGCCGUCUCAGCCCGGCCCCCUCUCUCUCCCCGCUGGGCGUGAGGCUUUAACGUUGUCUGUAUCUGCUGCAACUGAAUAAAAAGU